This is a messenger RNA of Microplitis demolitor, 1484 nucleotides long. It is a transcript of the gene ProRS-m, whose product is annotated as probable proline--tRNA ligase, mitochondrial. The record is from RefSeq and is a predicted model, not a curated record. The coding region runs from base 57 to 1388 and encodes 443 amino acids. Gene Ontology annotation, molecular function: proline-tRNA ligase activity; ATP binding. NCBI's taxonomy places the organism in Eukaryota, Metazoa, Arthropoda, Insecta, Hymenoptera, Braconidae. Gene Ontology annotation, biological process: prolyl-tRNA aminoacylation. The transcript is spliced from 4 exons. Gene Ontology annotation, cellular component: cytoplasm; mitochondrion.
UAUUUUGCACGUUUGAACGGAAAGCAUUUACCGAAUACAUAAAUAGUUCAACAAAAAUGUCGAAUAAACUGAUAAAAAGUAUUAACAGGAUGUCAAAAUUAUUUCAACCAAUAAAAGCUUUUCCAAAAGAAGCAAUAAUUAAACAUGAUGGCAAAUCAAAAAGCUAUAGACUGUUAUUAGAUAUGGGAGUGAUUCGACAAGCCAAUCCUGGAAUGUAUACUCUACUUCCACUAGGAUAUCGUGUGCUCGAUAAAUUAAUUGCAAUUGUUGAUAAUGAAAUGACAAACAUUGGAGCACAAAAGAUGCUUCUACCUCAUUUAACUAGCGCUAAAUUAUGGAAGAAAACUGGUAGAUUGAGUGAAAUGGGACCUGAACUUAUUAAACUAAAAGAUAGACACUGCGAUACAUUAAUUUUAAGUCCUACUUAUGAAGAAGCAAUCACGAGUUUGAUAGUAAAAGUAGGAUCGAUUCAAAAAAGUCAAUUGCCACUUUUACUUUAUCAAAUUUCAACAAAGUGGAGGGACGAAAUGAAACCACGAUUAGGUUUAUUUCGUAGUCGAGAAUUUGUGAUGAAAGAUUUAUAUUCAUUUGAUUUGACAAUAGAAAAUGCUAAAGAAACUUAUGAAUCUGUUAAUCAAGCUUAUAACAACAUUUUAUCACACAUUGGAGUUCCUUACACUGUUGUUCUGGGUGAUCCGGGAUUGAUGGGUGGUAAUUUAUCACAUGAAUAUCAUUAUUUUUCGGAUAUAGGCGAAGAUACAAUUUUAUCAUGUAAUUCCUGUGGAAUUAAUGUUAAUGCUACCAUGAGUAAUAAAUCUAGUUGUGAUAAUUGCGGCAAACAAUUUACUGAACACAUGGGAGUUGAGAUUGCACAUACAUUUUUACUUGGAAAUAAAUAUACCAAAGCAUUUCAAGCAUCGUGUCAUGUUCAAGAUUCACAAGUUUAUUUUGAAAUGGGCUGUUAUGGUUUAGGAUUAACUCGAUUAAUAACAGCAGCUGUUGAAAUUCUUUCAACUCAUGAAUGUCUCAGGUGGCCUAAAUGUAUUGCACCUUUUACGGUCUGUAUUAUACCGCCAAAAGAAAAAAGUAAAGAAUCUCCAGCGUUCCAUUAUACAGACAAAAUUGUUGAUAUACUGGAUAAGAAAAACAUUGAUUUUAUUAUCGAUGAUAGAAUAAAUUUAACUAUUGGUAGGCGAUUAUUGGAUGCCAAGAAAACAGGAUACCCUUAUUUAAUUGUUAUUGGUAAAAAUUCCAUACAACCAAAUCCUUUGUUUGAGAUUCAUGAUUUAAAUAAUUCACAGGAAUCAAAUAUAAGUUUAGAUCAAUUACUAGACUUUUUUAAUAAUGUAAAUGUUGAUGAUGAAAAAAUAAAACAAGCUAUUGUGUAAUUAAGAUAUAAAAAAGUAAUAAGUAUAUUUACAAGUUUUAACAUAAUGUAAAUAGUAUCAAAUAUUUAAGUAGAAAAUAUUGAAAUAAUUAAGAAA